Molecule: messenger RNA, 2112 nt
Organism: Carassius gibelio (silver crucian carp)
Lineage: Eukaryota; Metazoa; Chordata; Actinopteri; Cypriniformes; Cyprinidae
Exons: 13
Coding region: 166-1518 (450 amino acids)
Molecular function (GO): GTP binding; GTPase activity
Source: RefSeq, a predicted model, not a curated record
UAAGCAGCUUUUAUGCCAUGAUCAUCAGAACCACCUCGAGUGAAACGCGAUAAUAAAGACUACAACUCCCACAACUCUUUACGCACAUCGGUGACGUGGCCAGCGUUACCCAAGUAGACCGGGGCGAUUUGAACUUCAUUUCGGAUACCGUAAUUUCACAUAACGAUGUCCGGGAAAAUCAAAAGCAGGAGUGCAGCUAAUGCCGACUCGGUCUCGGGCAGCGUGUCCUGCGGCGAGCGCAUCUUACGGGACUGCCACCAGAUGUACAUCGACCCGGAGAGCGGACUAAUAACAAUCGCUCAGACUGUUGGGGUGACCCUGCUGCCUCCCCGAAAGAAGAUCACUGUGAUGUUGAUGGGGAACCACUCAGCUGGAAAGAGCAGCUUUAUCAAUUGGUAUGUGGAGGAGCAUAUCCAAAGAACAGGGGUGGCUAUAGAGACACAGGGCUUCAGCUUUGUUACAAGUGGACGAAAGAGGGAAUCGCUCACGGGAAAUGCAACGCUCCAUCUCUACCCCCAUUUCAAACCACUGCAGGACUUUAAAGGGCUGUCAGAAUACCUCGGCACUGAGAUUUGUACUUCACGACAGAAACGGUUCAGCUUGGUGACCUUUGUUGACACUCCUGGUCUGGUGGAUGGGGAUAUGAAGUACCCCUUUGACGUGGACCAAGCUAUUCUGUGGCUCGGUGAGCUGUGUGAUCUGAUCCUGGUCUUCUUUGACCCGAUGGGACAGGCUUUAUGCAAGCGCACACUCAACAUUGUAGAGAAACUGAAUGAGAAGCAAGGGGACCGUCUCCGUUUUUAUCUCAGUAAAGCUGAUGAGGCUGGUGGAGAGUCUGAUCGACAAAGAGUUAUGAUGCAGAUUGUGCAGGAGCUUUGCAAGCGUCCAGGACUCAACAAGUGUGGCUUCGACAUGCCCACCAUCUAUGUUCCCAACCCUAAUAAGUCCAGUCGAUGUGUCAAUCAGAUUGAAGAGGUGUGUCGAACUAUAGAGAAGACCAUUAACCAGACUGUGCAGAACACACUGAACUCGCUGGAGAAGGACUGUAACCUCAUCACUGAGGCGAUCACCGAGACACUUGAUAAUGACAGGCAGUGCAAUAUAGAGAACCGUCGAUCACGUUUCAAGGGCUGUUUGUUGGGCAUGCUGGGUUUCACUGUGCCCCUGCUGCUCCUCGUCACCCUGGUGCUCGGCAGCCUCUCCAAAGAUUUGCUGGUGCUAUUGCUCGGUGAUAGUGGCAUAGAGGCACUCACACUAUAUGUGGUUCCUGUUGUGAAGGCGUUUGAAUCCUUGUCAGGGGAGGUGCAGCUGUAUAGUUGUGCUGGACUGGUGCUGUUGUCCUUCGUCUUUAUCCUCCUCGCUCGCUUUUCUUUCAGGACCAAACCAACACUCUCUGGGAAACAAAAGAGACAGCUUCAACAAAAACUGGAGUAUGUCCAGGAGGUAGUGAAGACCAAAAAGAAAAACCUCUAUGAGGAGUACCUGCGUCAGAGUGUGGGUGAUCAGGACAUGAACUGAGAGGGAAUAUAGACUUCAAAUAUCUGGAUAGGAUGAAUACAGCACCCAGAAGGACCAGUAAACUCUAUCUCAUCAUUCCUGUAAUGUAAAGGACACAGAGAAACUAUUUAAUUGUCAUUUAGUUACACAAAACUGCUUCUGUAAGCUGUAUUUCAGCACUAAAUAAUGAUGGAGCUGUGGCCCAAUACUGUGUUUGUUUGUUUUAUUAUUUUUUUUAUUUUUAGUCUCAGUGCAGUAUAACAAUUGUAUUGUAAAUGUCAAUUGAAGGGACACAUGAUGAGAUUUGAUUAAUGCUCUGAAAUAUCCUAUUGUUGGGCAAUAGCAGAUAUUAAACCAUCCACCUUUUCCCUGCUGUGUACCCCGAAAUACUCUGUAUUGUAUGGUAAAUUACCAGAAUCACUGAGGAAUAAGUAACCCUUCAUUUGACAUUAGAUUCUAAUGACUUCUGGUGUCUAUUUACAUAAUGGGUCAGUUUUAAUAGAAAUAUUGAAGCUGGCUUUUGUAUACCACUGUUACAUUUUUAUGUCAAGUUAUUGCUGUUAUGAUAAUAAACGUAUGUGUGUAUAGCUUCAUUGCUAUUCAGAAACUGGCAAA